CCCGCCGCACCCGCCAGGCGGCGCGGGCGCGCGGCAAUGGCCGCGCAGAACGCUGGGAUCAUCAUCGAUUGUCGACAGGCGAUGUCCCCCGAUCCCCCGGCCGUGGAGUUGGAGGUCAUCGGCUCAUCUUCUCCGUCCAUCACGCCAUGUCCCGCUGCAGCGGCGCCCGCCGACGCCGAUUUCGAUCAUGACGGAUGCACCGCGGAAUUAUCUUCUUCAACUGAUCGAGAAUUACAGGACCAUAUCAGACAGUGGGAAGGGUCCUAUGGGCAGGGUGUACUCCGUAGGAUGCCGGAUGGUGGCGAGAAGAUGCAUUCACGUGUCCUCCGGAUGAAGAAGGAGCUCGAGCGGCGGAGGGCCAGACAGAGGAUGGAUGUCACGCCCUUGAGACAGACAGUGCAAGCUAAGCGUACUGGUGGCAGCAGUGGAGAAAUCUACAACUUAAAGUCUGAUGAUGAGACCAUGGACAGUACGGCUAGCAAACACUAUCCAAACUCAAGUUGUACUACAUCUACAAAGACCUAUACCCAGGUUAAGGGAGCUGCAUAUGAAGAACAAAGUUCUUUAAGCCAUGGCAAAUAUGCUUACCCAAAGAAUGGUGGUCAAAUUUCAAAAGAGUCGUUGAGGCAUCAAUCAAAAACGUGGAACCUUGCCAAAAAUAAGGCCUCACCCUUGGAGAUUAAAAAGGAUGUAGUUCUGUUGGAUGACGAUGAUGAUAUAGAGCCUGCUAGAUCAGCUGAUGUUCAGAUAUCUAAUAAGUGGGAGGAGUCAAAUAUCCACUAUCCUUCAAGCACUGAUCCAGAAGCGGUUGAACUGACCUACUCUGACAUGAAAUGUCUUGAACCAGAAGAAUAUUUAAAAUCACCUGUUAUAAAUUUUUACCUUCAGUACCUCAAGAAGGCAAGACCUCGCAGGGAUUUACACAUGUUUAACACCUAUUUUUAUAGCAAACUCGAAGAAGCACUAUCCAUGCCGGGUCACCAUGACUCAGAAUUCAGCAAGUUACGGAGAUGGUGGAGAGGUGUAGAUAUUUUUAAGAAAGCGUACAUAAUUUUGCCGAUUAAUGAAUCGAUGCACUGGAGCUUGAUCAUUGUUUGCAUGCCUACAAAAGAGGCAGAUUCUGGGCCAAUAAUACUUCACUUGGACUCUCUUGGUCUUCACUCCAGUCAAAAGCUUUUUGACAUAGUUGCGAGGUAUAUUCAAGCAGAACGGUGGCACCUAGGGAUGGAUUCGUCUUAUGAUAUUCCAUUUUCAGGGAGGAUAUGGAGGCGUCUUUCGAAAAAUAUCAAUAGGGAAAAGAUUGAGGUGCCACGUCAGCGUAACGAGUAUGAUUGUGGCCUCUUUAUGCUUUACUAUAUUGACAGGUUUAUUCAAGAUGCGCCAGAGAGGUUGACAAAAGAGGGCCUUGGCAUGUUUGGACGCAGAUGGUUCAACCAUGAAGAGGCUUCAGCGUUUCGGGGAGGGAUACGGGCGCUACUGAUUGAUCUAUUUCAUAGUGCUCUAGACGACGAUGGACCAUCGGAGGCAGAGCUUGAAGACAAGGACAUUCAGAUGGACUGAGCCUGCUGUUGCUGCUUUGAUUGAAUAUGUAACCUCGUUCACUCCCAAGUGAAGUUUGGCCGUGGAGGGAAUGCGCCCCGUUGGCUACACACUUUUGUUUACACGCUCGUUCAUUCGGCGGUGGAAAUGUACAGUUCAACGUUAUCUAAGGGCCUGUUUGGAACC
Zea mays is the source of this 1725-nucleotide messenger RNA. Its product is annotated as Ubiquitin-like-specific protease 1D. NCBI's taxonomy places the organism in Eukaryota, Viridiplantae, Streptophyta, Magnoliopsida, Poales, Poaceae. Gene Ontology annotation, molecular function: cysteine-type peptidase activity. The coding region runs from base 37 to 1560 and encodes 507 amino acids. Gene Ontology annotation, biological process: proteolysis. The record is from RefSeq and is marked validated. The transcript has 14 exons.